UUCAGUCGUUCGAAAACAUUUUAACGGAAAACAACUUAAAGUGCUCAAAAAAAAAGAUAAAAUAUUUAAAAAUAAAUAUCAACAUAUUUAAAUCAUAAAAGAGAAAUAAAAAUAAAAUGCAUAAAAAUAUUUUGGCUUUAAUCGGUAUUUUCGCUCUGUGUCUAGUGAACAGUGCUAAUGCCAUCAAAUGCUAUCAAUGCAAAUCUCUGACCGAUGUCAAUUGUGCCAAGGAAAUGAUCGAUGAAAAUUCAAACAUUAGAGUCGUCGAUUGUGAAACAGUACCUAAGCCCAAUUCAAUGGAACAAUUUAUGCCAGUAACCAAAUGCAACAAAGUUAUAACAAGUGAUAAAGCUGGUAUUAUUGUUUCACGUGACUGUCACUUCCAGGUGGUAGGUUCAAAAUCGGAUGUCUGCACUGUGUCUCACAGCCGUGAGGUUGAGAAAUGUCAUAUUUGUAGUGGUGAUUUGUGUAAUGCCUCCUCGGCUGGCCGUUUUAUGGCCAUCGGCUUGGCCUCCAUUUUAGCUUUAGUUUCUAUGCAUUAUGUAUUCUAAUUUAAGUUUUUUUUUUUUUGUUAAAAUUACGAAGAUUUUUGUUUUAAAAUGUUAAUUUUUGUGGUUUUGUAAAUAUUUGUAUGAAGGGAAAAUAAUUAAUAAAAUAAAUCAAUUAAAUUUUUA
Molecule: messenger RNA, 674 nt
Organism: Lucilia cuprina (Australian sheep blowfly)
Lineage: Eukaryota; Metazoa; Arthropoda; Insecta; Diptera; Calliphoridae
Gene: atilla
Exons: 3
Coding region: 117-551 (144 amino acids)
Biological process (GO): regulation of synaptic transmission, cholinergic; sleep; positive regulation of voltage-gated potassium channel activity
Source: RefSeq, a predicted model, not a curated record